Messenger RNA from Clupea harengus (Atlantic herring), 1005 nucleotides. Its product is annotated as TBC1 domain family member 24-like. The transcript has a single exon. The coding region runs from base 14 to 1003 and encodes 329 amino acids. The record is from RefSeq and is a predicted model, not a curated record. Lineage: Eukaryota; Metazoa; Chordata; Actinopteri; Clupeiformes; Clupeidae.
GAAAAGUGUGCCAAUGAUGACUAUCACAGAGCCAGACAACUGGGAGAUUAGUUCAUGUUCAGGUAUGAAGUAUGGUCAGUACGUGGAAUGGGAGAAGAUUGAUCCUGAGGCUGCCUUGCGUUAUGGGAAGAUGCUGGAGAGUGACCUUCACGAGCUCAAGUCCAUGGGUCGCACAGGAUUCUGGGCUAUGCCACACACCCUGAGGGCUAAAGCUUACGACCACAUAAUCAGCAGCAUUAGCACCCAUCAAGACGUCGACCUCUACCACCAGUCAACCGGGCAGCUUUUUGGGGAGCACAAGAUCAGCACGCAUCCAUUUCCAGUGUUCAUGGAGGACGGUGAAAUCCCCAGGUAUUGCCUCAACAAGGCCGGCCUGAACUCAGUCAAAAAGAUUCUGGUCUGCAUCAACAAGCAGUUCCCCGAGGUCACGUUCUGCCCCAUCCUCCCGGCCCUGGUCUCCCUCCUGCUCCACUUCAGCGAGGACGAGGCUCAGUGCUUCCACAGCAUCUGCAGCCUGGUGAAUUACACCGAUCCAGCCAAGCGCUACAUCGACCAAACCUUCCACACAUCCAGGGCCUCAUGCAUGACCUUUGGGGACUUGGCCAACAGGUACUGCCGCGGAAUCCGUAAGCUCAUCGCCAGCUCCCACCAAAACCUCUUUGAGUUCUACUCCGACUGGAUCAUGUGGAUCUUUGCUGACCUGCCCUUCACCUAUGCCAUCAGAGUGCUGGACGUGUACCUGCAGGAGGGCUACAAGGUGCUGUACAGGGUGGCCCUGGCUCUGCUUAGCCUCUACAAGGUCUCUGUGGCCUCUCGAGUGGCCCACGUAGAUGAUUUUCGGAGGGACAUGAAAAGCUUUGUGGAGAACGUGUCUAGACACAUCACAGUGGAGCACCUGCUGAAGAAGGCAUUUGGAAUUCAGCUUCCCCCUCGAAAGGAGCUCCACUACCUCUUCAAUGCAAAUAAGGAUGCGCUUAUCCACAGAGGGAUCCUUCAGAGGUAAGG